Molecule: messenger RNA, 1519 nt
Organism: Prionailurus viverrinus (fishing cat)
Lineage: Eukaryota; Metazoa; Chordata; Mammalia; Carnivora; Felidae
Gene: GLIPR1
Product: GLI pathogenesis related 1
Exons: 10
Coding region: 587-1390 (267 amino acids)
Cellular component (GO): extracellular region
Source: RefSeq, a predicted model, not a curated record
GGAGGCGUGGUCUAGGUGAAGGACACAGAACAAGAUGGAGUCCGCCGGUGUAGGCCGCCCUUUCAGGAUGAGGAGAAACAAAAACAGAAAGCAAAGAUGAUGCUUUGCUGGACAAAGCCGGAAGCCGAAUCCACAACUGGUGACACUGACGCAAUAGUGAUAGACUUGAGAGGAAGAUUUUCAGGAGGCAGAAUGGACACAUUCAGGCAAAGAAAGUGAAAUUGUCCAGACUUCUGACAGACCACAUCGCGCAUCUGGGGUGCGGCCCCUGCAUAACUGGUUCCUAUCCCACCCUCAGUGCCUCAGGCACCACUAGUUCCUCCUCCUACCCUCCGUCCAGGAGCAAAGAGCACCCCCUUGGGCCCCCCCACUUCAUAUUCCCCACCAGCAUUCCAGCCCUGUGAAUGAUCUACACCUUAGUGGCCUCCUCAUGACAUCGUGAACAAUGACUGGUUACCCUCCUCAACUUCCAUUUGUUUGAGGCCUCUUCAAACAAAAACUGAAAUCAGCCACGCUUUGUCAAACUGAGAGAGGCACACGCAUUCAGAACCUUCACUGGCUCCGGUUUCCAGCCUCCGAGGGCUCCAUGCCAGACAGACUGAGCAUGCGGGCCACACUUGCCAUGACAGCCUGGAUGGUUUCCUUAGUUUCCAGCUAUGAAAACACAGCAAUUAGUUUGCCAGGUAUCGAAAAUGAAGAUUUCAUCAAAGACUGUGUUCGAUUUCAUAACAAGUUCCGAUCAGAAGUGAAUCCAACAGCCAGUGAUAUGCUAUACAUGACUUGGGACCCAGCACUAGCGCGAGUUGCACAAACAUGGGCAAGAAACUGUCAGUUUGUACACAACGUUCAGCUGCAUUCAAGCUACAAGCUGCAUCCAAAUUUCUCCUCUCUGGGAGAAAACAUCUGGGCUGGGUCUCUAUCCCUGUUUUCUGCAUCUUCAGCCAUCACAAACUGGUACGAAGAAGUUCAAUACUAUGACUUCAGGACUCAGAAAUGCACCAAAGUCUGUGGCCAUUACACUCAGGUUGUGUGGGCGGCUAGUUACAAAGUGGGCUGUGCAGUACAGUAUUGUUCCAGCGUUCAUGGCACUGGUAUUUCCCACGGAGCGCUUUUCAUAUGCAACUACGGACCAGGACAAUACAGAAGUUGGCCAUACAGAGAAGGGUCCACCUGCAGUGCCUGCCCCAAUGAUGACAAGUGUUUGGAUAAUCUCUGCAUUAACCCACAACGAGACAAAGUCACACGUUACUACUCUGUUGUGUAUCCUGACUGGCCAGUAUCUGUGCGCAACAGGAACUUAUCUCUCUUUCUCAUUGUUAGUCCACCAAUCCUAAUACUGGGUGUCAUAAUGACCAUUUGGGUCAAGCACAGAUACCCUCAGUUCUUUUGAACUAAAUCCAGAAAAAAACUGCAACUCAUUCAUGUAUGGCUUUAAAAAAAUAACGGUUGUAUUUAUUUUUUAUUUUAAAAUAUUUCAGAAAAAAAUGUUGUUGCAAUAAACCCUUCAUCAAAAGAAAAA